Molecule: messenger RNA, 1470 nt
Organism: Parathielavia appendiculata
Lineage: Eukaryota; Fungi; Ascomycota; Sordariomycetes; Sordariales; Chaetomiaceae
Product: ribosomal protein S5 domain 2-like protein
Exons: 1
Coding region: 245-1324 (359 amino acids)
Biological process (GO): exonucleolytic trimming to generate mature 3'-end of 5.8S rRNA from tricistronic rRNA transcript (SSU-rRNA, 5.8S rRNA, LSU-rRNA); nuclear polyadenylation-dependent mRNA catabolic process; U4 snRNA 3'-end processing
Cellular component (GO): nuclear exosome (RNase complex); cytoplasmic exosome (RNase complex)
Molecular function (GO): mRNA 3'-UTR AU-rich region binding
Source: RefSeq, a predicted model, not a curated record
CUCAUGUACGGAUUACUGAAGAAAGCUUCUGUUGGCCGCCCAUUGACAGACUCCGAUUGGGCGCCCUGAGCCUGCUGAAGCCCACUGCAACUGAAAGGCUGAAGGAAUUAAAAAAUCCCCGACACCAUCCUCAUCCCACCCCACACAAACGAAUUGCGACCGACUUCCUUUACUCGCAGCAGCUGGCGGCACCGUCUUCUUUUUCUAUCAUUAUACAACGGCAUCCACACCGACGCUGCUCAACAUGACAGCCCCGAUGAUAAGCCUUCCGGCGCCCAUCUUCGCCAAAAUCUCCCCGCAUCCCUUCCUCGUGCGCAACCUCACCCGCUCCUCCACGGCCGAGCACCCGCCGUGCCGCACAAACGGCCGCGCCACCCAGGAAUUCCGCCCCGUCCGCAUCAACGCCGCCUCACUUUCCCACGCCCACGGCAGCGCUCUCGUCCGGCUGGGCGACACCACCGUCAUCUGCGGCGUGCGCGGCGAGCUGCUGCCCGUUGAGCACAUCCCACAGUUUCGGCCGGUGGAUAAGGAACAGUUGAGGCAAAAAGGGGAAGAUGGUGGGGAUGGUGGUGACGGGAUUGGGAGGGGGGAACUGAGAGACUAUGACCUGCUCGUGCCGAAUAUUGAAUUGGCGACCGGCUCGGCGCCGCAGUUCCUUCCCGGCGUGCCGCCGAUAACGCUCGCGCAGACGCUGUCGACCAGGGUGUAUUCGCUUUUGCAUUCUACGGGGCUGGUGGAAGCGCGGGAUUUGAGGGUCUGGUAUAGCCCUAAGGAACAGAAACGGGGAGAGGAUACCGAGAUGGGGGUCGCUGGUGAUGGGAGGGAGGAGGAUAUGGACGAGGACGAGGAGAGGCUGGUCGCGUACUGGGUUUUGUACAUUGAUUUGCUGUUCAUUUCCUACGACGGCAACCCGUUUGAUGCGGCGUGGGCGGCGGUCGUGGCGGCAUUGAGGGAUACGGGGCUGCCUUUGGCGAGGUGGGAUCCGGAUCGGGAAAUGGUGGUGUGCUCUAAGACGGAGAGGAGGGCACUGAAUGUGAGGGGGUUGCCGGUGGCGUGCAGUGCCGCCGUGUUCAUGGAAAAGGAACAUAGCGAGUCGGGAGCAGGGCCCGGGGACAGCGGGCAUUGGCUCUUGCUUGACCCGGACCGGUUGGAGGAGAGUCUGUGCAAGGAGGUGAUCACUAUGGUCGUGGACUGCAGCGAUGGCGAAACAAGGAUUAAGAGCAUUGAGAAGCAGGGUGGGACGUUGCUAGGGAGGGAGCUGAUACGCGGCUAUGCCGGCAUUGCGGAAAGGAGAUGGAAAGAGGUCAGGAGGGCUAUGGAAUGAUGGGUAGAGGCUGCUGGGUGAUGGAUCUAUGUAAAAUUUGAUACCCGGUGGAGAAUUUCAAGCAUCCUCAGCAGUGCCUUACUCUGGUGCUGCGGCAGCAACAAGAAUGGCAGAAGAUGUUCAUGCCGUGAACCAAUGCAUUUGAG